Messenger RNA from Coregonus sp. 'balchen', 434 nucleotides. The record is from the annotation of a GenBank genome assembly. NCBI's taxonomy places the organism in Eukaryota, Metazoa, Chordata, Actinopteri, Salmoniformes, Salmonidae.
AUGGUCAGUGUGGCUAGACUGGUGUUUAUGCUGGGGCUGCUGCUGUGUCUGGGAGCCCAGCUGUCCUCCUCCCAGCACUGGUCCCAUGGCUGGUACCCAGGAGGCAAGAGGGAGCUGGACUCAUUUACCACCUCUGAGGUGGGUCACAGUACUACAAUCUCAAUGACUCAAAUGGAUAUUACAUACAGCACUUUUAAUCAGGAAUCAAGACAGGUGUUUAGCACCUGUCUGGGUAACACACAGUAGCCAUUUGUGUCACCAUCAUGCGGUUCUCUCUCUCUCUCUCUCUCUCUCUCUCUCUCUCUCUCUCUCUCUCUCUCUCUCUCUCUCUCUCUCAGAAUUCAGAGGAGAUUAAACUCUGUGAGGCAGGAGAAUGCAGCUACCUGAGACCCCAGCGAAGGAACAUCCUUAAAAACAUUAUUGUGAGUGCAGGG